Molecule: messenger RNA, 11554 nt
Organism: Coregonus sp. 'balchen'
Lineage: Eukaryota; Metazoa; Chordata; Actinopteri; Salmoniformes; Salmonidae
Source: the annotation of a GenBank genome assembly
GGGGCGGUGACUAUACGUUCAGGAAGAGGUCCAUGGACCGUAAACUCUUCUGGUAGCAAAUUAGUUAGCUAGGUGAAUCUGCUGGAAAAAAUAACACCGUUCGUUCGUUAAAUCGUCGUUAAUCAUGUCUGCAAGAAACCCAGGGAAUUCCCCUUGGUAAGACUCGCUUCCUUAUUGUGGGAAAUACACGUUUAUCCUGCAACAUUAGUCAAAUCCAGCUAAAUAGCUAUCGAUUGUGUUAGCACGUGCAUCCAGAUAGUAUAAACUUUUAGCUUUUACCAUAGAGGGUGAGUUUUAUGAUUAUCAAGAAUGUCCUAAACAAUGUCUUGACUGUGACACUUAAGCCUAACUGAAAGAGUUUGGUUUCAAUCAAACAAAUGCAUGUAAGAAGUACCGCUCUCACGUGAUGUAAAUUUAAGUACACAAUGUAUUUUACAAUCACUGCACAUUUUGCAUGUCAACCGUUUUUAAUAUGUGUCUAGUUAGGUAACAUGUAGAGAGAUACUUUGUAUCAUGUCUAGUGAACACUGUAAAGAUAGUAGCUAGUUACACGCUGAAUUACUGUAUGUUGGUGGUCUUGACUCUCAUGAUGUCCUGGCUAAUAUGUUUCCAAUGACACCUCAGUGCAGCCAGGGUGAAUCAUGUGACUAAUCUAUCGGUGAUCUCUUGUCUGACUGUACUAAGACCCCGGAAAACAUUUUCGAUACAGGCCUAACCAUCGGUUUGUUAACUACUGUAAGCCUACUUGAUAUUCGGUAGAUAUCUGAACAGAAUAGUGGAUUCGGUGAGAAAUAGGCCUGCAUAUACCUCCAAUAUAAACUUCUAUGGAAGCGUUGUGGGCAGCGACCACAUACCAACUUCAGUGUUUCUUAUCAACCUUCCAUAUUGAUGUUGCUGUUAUUGUGUGUGUGUGUGUGUGUGUGUGUGUGUGUGUGUGUGUGUGUGUGUGUGUGUGUGUGUGUGUGUGUGUGUGUCAGACCUGGAGUGGGUGUCCAAGGUGCGCGUGAACACCCAGGCAGUGCUGAAGAGAGCUCAGCAGAUCCAAGGACGCAACAAGAACAAGAAACAGUGGCAGGUAGGGGCUUUGGGGGUAGCAUUGGUCUCUCUCUGUGUGUGUGUGUGUGUGUGUGUGUGUGUGUGUGUUUGUGCGCGCAAUACCUUCAUCUCCAAUGUUUUCCUAUAAAUCUCAUAAGAAGACACAAGAUGAAAGGAUAAAGUGAUGCUCCAUUUGUAGCCUACUGUUAGAAUAAGGAUAUACAGUAUGCUCAGUUUGUAUCCUACUGUUAGAAUAAGGAUAUGCAGUAUGCUCCGUUUGUAGCCUACUGUUAGAAUAAGGAUAUACAGUAUGCUCAGUUUGUAUCCUACUGUUAGAAUAAGGAUAUACAGUAUGCUCAGUUUGUAUCCUACUGUUAGAAUAAGGAUAUGCAGUAUGCUCAGUUUGUAGCCUACUGUUAGAAUAAGGAUAUACAGUAUGCUCAGAUUGUAUCCUACUGUUAGAAUAAGGAUAUACAGUAUGCUCAGUUUGUAUCCUACUGUUAGAAUAAGGAUUGGGAUGUACAGUAUUAUUUUGUAUGUUAUCUAGUGUUGAAGUGUUGUCCACACCAACCCCUUGUAUUGAGAACAAACAGUUAUACACCGCGGUAUGAGUUGACAUCUGGCUCUGUGUCACUACAUUAACCCAUGAUGCUCUCUGUCUUGUCUCCAGGCGGCGUGGCUUCUGCGGGCGGUGACCUGUAUUGACCUGACGACCCUGGCUGGUGACGACACGCCUGGCAACGUCCACCGGCUGUGUAUGAAGGCUACCCAGCCUGUACGCACUGACCUGCUGAAGAGCAUGGACAUGCAUAACGAAGGUAUGGGGGGGGUGGGCGUCUGUCUGACGGUCUGUCCGCGUCUCGCCCUCUCUCCACCUCACCCUUGCUCCAGAGACAGACUAGCUUUACAUGGCUCUUCAUAAAGCAUGUGUAUGAAAUGUGUUAGCAUGUUAGCGCUACAUCCUCCUGAACAUGACUGAUGUUCUAUACUUCAUACUUGUUCUUCAAGUCACAACUUAACUGAUGUAAUAUUUACCCACUAGAGGGCCACAUACUCCUUAACUAAUGUUAUAUUUACCCACUAGAGGGCGACAUACUCCUUAACUCAUGUAAUAUUUACCCACUAGAGGGCGACGUACUCCUUAACUCAUGUAAUAUUUUCCCACUAGAGGGCGACGUACUCCUUAACUCAUGAAAUAUUUUCCCACUAGAGGGCGACGUACUCCUUAACUCAUGAAAUAUUUACCCACUAGAGGGAGACAUACUCCUUAACUCAUGUAAUAUUUACCCACUAGAGGGCGACAUACUCCUUAACUCAUGUAAUAUUUACCCACUAGAGGGCGACGUACUCCUUAACUCAUGUAAUAUUUACCCACUAGAGGGCGACGUACUCCUUAACUCAUGAAAUAUUUACCCACUAGAGGGCGACGUACUCCUUAACUCAUGAAAUAUUUACCCACUAGAGGGAGACAUACUCCUUAACUCAUGUAAUAUUUACCCACUAGAGGGCGACAUACUCCUUAACUCAUGUAAUAUUUACCCACUAGAGGGCGACAUACUCCUUAACUCAUGUAAUAUUUACCCACUAGAGGGCGACGUACUCCUUAACUCAUGAAAUAUUUACCCACUAGAGGGAGACAUACUCCUUAACUCAUGUAAUAUUUUCCCACUAGAGGGCGACAUACUCCUUAACUCAUGAAAUAUUUACCCACUAGAGGGCGACGUACUCCUUAACUCAUGUAAUAUUUACCCACUAGAGGGCGACGUACUCCUAUGUUUCACAUGAUAGGCCUAUCUUUGGUGUUGGCAAAGAGUGAAGUUGUAUCUGUGACUACUGCAGCAGUGUGUACCUGUCUCAGUUAGCUAAGAGGUGUAACUAUAUGUUCUGGUUGUGUCUGUGUAUCUAGGUGUGACUACUGCAGCAGUGUGUGUGUACCCGUCUCGUGUGGCUGAUGCUGUGAAGUCCCUGAAAGCAGCCAACUCCAGCCUACCUGUCGCCUCAGGUAAGAGAGAGGAGCAAGUCUACCUCCGUGUCAUUCUGUAGUUGGACAGUCCGGGUGUAUGUUGUCACUAAUGAAGUACAGUUGUCACUUCUGUCAUCCUCUGAUUGGUUGUGUGUUUCUUUUGUUAUUUUGAUUGAUUUAUUGAUCGAUUAAUAUAUAUAUGUGAUUAUAACACACAUAAGCGACUCAUACAGCCACAACACGAAUGAAAUAACAGGAUGUUUUAGACAUGAAAAACUAUGGAGACCGACUCAGACAUCACUGACUUUGCUAUCUCUGAUCCUCAGUGGCGACAGGUUUCCCUGCAGGCCAGACCCCUCUGAAGACCAGGCUAGAAGAGGUCCGUAUGGCCGUAGAGGAUGGAGCUAUGGAGAUAGAUAUAGUCAUCAACAGGACUCUGGCCCUCACUGGACAGUGGGAAGGUAUGGGUCCGUAUGGCCGUAGAGGAUGGAGCUAUGGAGAUAGAUAUAGUCAUCAACAGGACUCUGGCCCUCACUGGACAGUGGGAAGGUAUGGGUCCGGAUGGGCCGUAGAGGAUGGAGCUAUGGAGAUAGAUAUAGUCAUCAACAGGACUCUGGCCCUCACUGGACAGUGGGAAGGUAUGGGUCCGUUAUGGCUGUAGAGGAUGGAGCUAUGGAGAUAGAUAUAGUCAUCAACAGGACUCUGGCCCUCACUGGACAGUGGGAAGGUAUGGGUCCGUAUGGCUGUAGAGGAUGGAGCUAUGGAGAUAGAUAUAGUCAUCAACAGGACUCUGGCCCUCACUGGACAGUGGGAAGGUAUGGGUCCGUAUGGCCGUAGAGGAUGGAGCUAUGGAGAUAGAUAUAGUCAUCAACAGGACUCUGGCCCUCACUGGACAGUGGGAAGGUAUGGGUCCGUAUGGCUGUAGAGGAUGGAGCUAUGGAGAUAGAUAUAGUCAUCAACAGGACUCUGGCCCUCACUGGACAGUGGGAAGGUAUGGUAUAUAUUAUUAUAUACACUCACUGGCCAGUUUAUUAGGUACACCAGUACCGGGUCGGACCCCCCUUUGCCUCCAGAACAGCCUGUUACUUACAUACAUACAUACUGUCAACUGGAACCUGAAAACAUACAGUCAACUGAACCUGAAAACAUACAGUCAGCUAGAACGUGAAAACAUACAGUCAACUGGAACCUGAAAACAUACAGUCAACUGGAACCUGAAAACAUACAGUCAACUGAACCUGAAAACAUACAGUCAGCUAGAACGUGAAAACAUACAGUCAACUGGAACCUGAAAACAUACUGUCAACUGGAACCUGAAAACAUACUGUCAGCUAGAACCUGAAAACAUACUGUCAACUGGAACCUGAAAACAUACAGUCAACUGGAACCUGAAAACAUACAGUCAACUGGAACCUGAAAACAUACAGUCAGCUAGAACCUGAAAACAUACUGUCAGCUAGAACAUGAAAACAUACGUCAGCUAGAACAUGAAAACAUACUGUCAACUGAACUGAAAACAUACUGUCACUGAACUGAAAACAUACUGUCACUGAACAUGAAAACAUACUGUCAACUAGAACAUGAAAACAUACUGUCAACUGGAACAUGAAAACAUACUGUCAGCUAGAACAUGAAAACAUACUGUCAGCUAGAACGUGAAAACAUACUGUCAGCUAGAACGUGAAAACAUACUGUCAGCUAGAACGUGAAAACAUACUGUCAGCUAGAACGUGAAAACAUUCAGUCAGCUAGAACGUGAAAACAUACUGUCAGCUAGAACGUGAAAACAUUCAGUCAGCUAGAACGUGAAAACAUACAUGAUACCUUCAGAUGCUUCUAUAACAUAGUUGACACAAACAUUGUGUACAAAGUAUGAACUAUGAUGUUGCUAUGACAGUAUGAGCUAUGACGUUGCUAUGACAGUAUGAGCUAUGAUGUUGCUAUGACAGUAUGAACUAUGAUGUUGCUAUGACAGUAUGAGCUAUGGUGUUGCUAUGACAGUAUGAGCUAUGAUGUUGCUAUGACAGUAUGAACUAUGAUGUUGCUAUGACAGUAUGAACUAUGAUGUUGCUAUGACAGUAUGAACUAUGAUGUUGCUAUGACAGUAUGAACUAUGAUGUUGCUAUGACAGUAUGAACUAUGAUGUUGCUAUGACAGUAUGGGCUAUGAUGUUGCUAUGACAGUAUGAACUAUGAUGUUGCUAUGACAGUAUGAGCUAUGAUGUUGCUAUGACAGUAUGAGCUAUGGUGUUGCUAUGACAGUGAAGGUGUGUGGUGGAGUGUCCAUUUUAAAUGACCUCUCUCUCUCUCCUCAGCCGUGUAUGAUGAGGUGUGUCAGUUCAGAGAGGCCUGUGGGGAGGCUCACAUGAAGUCCAUCCUGGCUAUAGGAGAGCUGGGGACGUACACUAACGUCUACAAGGCUAGUCUGGUGGCUAUGAUGGCUGGUGAGCGUGUUCUUUCUCUCUCACACACACACACACACACACACACACACAGUCUCACACACACACACACACACACACACACACACACACACACACACACACACACACACACAGGGCUGUAUUCUGACUUGAGAUCCAACUCCCAUUUUCUGUCGUCGUUGUUGAUGAAUGAUUUGCGAAAAUCAAGAGUUGUAUGUGCUCUCAUCUCACCUCUGAAUCAGGCCCAGUGAUAUUGUAUUACAAAUGGUGCAGUUUGUCAUGUUCUCCUGUGGGAGGCGCUGUUGUUCAUGCUGCUCUGUCUUUUGUACUUAGCUAACCUGAUGAACGCUCUCUCUUUUAUACACACACACACACACACACACACACACACACACACACACACACACACUGAACUGUACACUUAACUACCCGUCACAUAAUAAGCCGAUUACUGUACCAAAUUGUCAGCCGGUCCGAUAGAGAUCGUUAUUAAAAUACAUUGCUUUUGUCGGCGCGCUUGCUCCUUAAUCUCCCCUUGUUCUAUAAAUUGCGUAUGAGAUUCCAGAAAUUGAAUGAUAAUUUUGCCUAUUAAUCUAUGACGGAGGCUAUUUUACUCCCCUACACACACACACACACACUGCCUGCUUGCCCACGCUAGCCAAAUGAAAAGAGCGCCAUUACCACCAUCCUCGUUUAAUAACCUCUAUCCAUUAUCAGGUCAUUAACAUCCCCAUAACCAAUCUACGGAAUUACUCCUCCGUCUGAGGAGAGAGAGAGAGAGAGGGAAAGAGAGGAAAGAUGGCGAGAGAGAGAGAGACAGAGAGAGGACGUUAUGUGGAAGAGAGAGAGAGGGAGGGAGAGAGAGAGAGAGGACGUUAUGGGGUAGAGAGAGGGAGGGAGAGAGAGAGAAAGGGGGUGAGAGGAGGAAGAGAGCGAGAGACACCAAAGACCAUAAAAUAAAACGGAAAAGAAAGAAAAAAAUCUGACUGUUACAAAUACAUAGUACAUGUCUGUAAGUGGAGCGUAAAGGUUUUUCAUCAGCCUGGUAAUGUAAAGAAAUACAUAGUACAUGUCUGUUGUAAUGGGCGUAAAAGUGUUAUCCAGCCUGGUAAUGUUAAAAAUAACUUAGUAACAUGUAUGUAAUGGAGCGUAAAGCUUUCAUCAGCCUGGUAAUGUAAAAAUACAUGAGUACAUGUAUGUAAUGGAAGCGUAACUAAAGUGUUCAUCAGCCUGGUAAUGUAAAAAUACAUAGUAACUGUCUUGUAAUGGAGCGUUUAAAGUGUUCAUCAGCCUGUAAUGUAAAAAUACAUAGUACAUGUCUGUAAGGGAGCGUAAAGUGUUCAUCAGCCUGGUAAUGUAAAAAGACAUAGUGACAUGUCCGGUAAUGGGAGCAGUAAAGUGGUUCAUCAGCCGGGGUAAUGUAAAAAAUACAUAGUACAUGUCUGUAUGGAGCGUAAAGUUUCUGUAAUUUAGCGUAAAGUGUUCAUCAGCCUGGUAAUGUAAAAAUACAUAGUACAAUGUAUUAAUGGAGCGUAAAGUGUUCAUCAGCCUGGUAAGUAAAAAUAGAUAUAGUCCAUGUCGGUAUGGAGCGUAAAGUGUUCAUCGCCGGGUAAUGUAAAUAACAUAGUACAUGAUCUGUAAUGGAGCCUAAAGUCUUCAUCAGCCUAGGUAAUGUAAAAAUACAUAGUAAGGUUCUGUAAUGGAGCGAAGGGUUCAUCAGCCUGGUAAUUAAAAAUACAUAGUCAUGUCUGUAAUGGAGCGUAAAGUGUUCAUCAGCCUGGUAAUGUAAAAAUACAUAGUACAUGUCUGUAAUGGAGCGUAAAGUGUUCAUCAGCCUGGUAAUGUAAAAAUACAUAGUACAUGUCUGUAAUGGAGCGUAAAGUGUUCAUCAGCCUGGUAAUGUAAAAAUACAUAGUACAUGUCUGUAAUGGAGCGUAAAGUGUUCAUCAGCCUGGUAAUGUAAAAAUACAUAAUACAUGUAUGUAAUGGAGAGUAAAGUGUUAAUCAGCCUGGUAAUGUAAAAAUACAUAGUACAUGUCUGUAAUGGAGCGUAAAGUGUUAAUCAGCCUGGUAAUGUAAAAAUACAUAGUACAUGUCUGUAAUGGAGCGUAAAGUGUUCAUCAGCCUAGUAAUGUAAAAAUACAUGUAUGUAAUGGAGCGUAAAGUGUUCAUCAGCCUGGUAAUGUAAAAAUACAUAGUACAUGUCUGUAAUGGAGCGAAGGUCGUAAAGUGUUCAUCAGCCUAGUAAUGUAAAAAUACAUAGUACAUGUCUGUAAUGGAGCGUAAAGUGUUCAUCAGCCUGGUAAUGAACUGUCAUUAGAGACCAGGGGGAGGAGACAGAAGGAAAGGAGGAUGGAGGGACGGUGAUGUUUCACCAGGGCUCGUGGUUCAUCUAUUAAAAGCCUGUCAUUUCAUCUUCUAUUUUUAUCCAGAAAGCUGAUAAAGACAUAAUUGUCUCAGAAGGAAAGGAAGUAGAGAAAUGGAGAGAUGAAGGGAAGGGAGGGAAGAGGAUAAAUGAAGGGUUAUAUUGAUGAAGCAGGCAGCACACACCCUCUGUUAGCCCUGCCACAGUGUCACAGACACCAUAUGUUCUCCUCUGGCUCUGGAGACCCUGAGAGCAGGUCGGCCCUCAGUGGAACGUCUCUGGAGACCCUGAGAGCAGGUCGGCCCUCAGUGGAACGUCUCUGGAGACCCUGAGAGCAGGUCGGGCCUCAGUGGAACGUCUCUGGAGACCCUGAGAGCAGGUCGGGCCCUCAGUGGAACGUCUCUGGAGACCCUGAGAGCAGGUCGGGCCAUCAGUGGAACGUCUCUGGAGACCCUGAGAGCAGGUCGGCCCUCAGUGGAACGUCUCUGGAGACCCUGAGAGCAGGUCGGCCCUCAGUGGAACGUCUCUGGAGACCCUGAGAGCAGGUCGGGCCCUCAGUGGAACGUCUCUGGAGACCCUGAGAGCAGGUCGGCCCUCAGUGGAACGUCUCUGGAGACCCUGAGAGCAGGUCGGCCCUCAGUGGAACGUCCUGUCUCAGUCAGAUACUUUAGAAAUAGCUGUACCUCUAAUACUAUAGUAGUACUAUAGUAAUACUAUAUUGUGUUGUAUUUUAGUCCAGUUUGAUGACAUCUCUAAAUCCCAGUUUCCUAUUUUCAUACAAUCACAUGUAUUUCUGGAAUUGUAGAGUGUUUUUAAAUGUGUGUACUGUAUUUUAGGUCAUCUAUAAGUCUAGUUUCCUAUUUCUAUAGCUCAUCCUGCUUGGAUGGGAACUUUCUGGAAUUGUACGAUGUUGAAAAGCUGAAUAGAUUCCAUAUCGAUGGCUAGAUUGUAUUGUAAUGGUGACAAUAGCACAAAAUUGUCCACCGGAUGUUGUCUCGCAUGUUAUACAGUGCAUUCGGGAAAGUAUUCAGACCCCUUGACUUUUUCCACAUUUUUGUUACGUUACAGCCUUAUUCUAAAACGGAGGUCAUUAAGGUCAGUUGAGGAAAUGAGGUCAUGUCUUUAACAAUGUGUGUGUGUGUGUGUGUGUGUGUGUGUAACAACAGGGUCGGACUUCAUCAAGACGUCAACAGGGAAGGAGUCUGUCAACGCUACGUACCCUGUCGCCAUAGUGAUGGUCAGAGCCAUCCGGGACUACUUCCUGAAGACUGGACAUAAGGUGUGGGUUUUAGUGUGUGUGUGCUUCUCUUAGAAUCAAUCCAGUCAACUCAGCUGAAUUCAUUCCGUUCAGUUCUAAUCAAUACCAUUCAACAGACAAUAUGUACAUCAGAUAUAAAUGUAUAUGAAGUCUUAUUGUUGUCUGACUGACGAAGCUGGUCGUUCCUGUCCUGUGAAUCGUACCCUAGGUUGGUUUUAAGCCUGCUGGAGGGAUCCGUACAGCCAAGGAGUCGUUGGUGUGGCUGACACUGAUGAAGGAAGAGCUGGGAGACGAGUGGCUGAGCCCUCACCUCUUCAGACUGGGCGCUAGUAGUCUAUUGGCUGACAUAGAGAGACAGGUACACACACACACACACACCACACACACACACACACACACACACACACACACACACAUACACACACACACACACACAGACACACACACACACACACCCACACACACACAGACACACACACAGACACAGACACACAGACACACACACACACAUACACACACACACACACACACACAGACACACACACACACACACAGACACACACACAGACACAGACACAGAGGACACAGAGACACACACACACACACACACAAACACAGAGAGACACACACACAGACACACACACACACAGACACACACACACACAGACACACACACACACACCACACACCACACACACACACAGAGACACACACACACACACACACACACAGGAACACAAACACCCCAAAGAGACAAAAGAACACACACGACAAGACAAGACACGGGACCACACACAACACACAACACACAAACCACAAACACACCCCCAGAGACACACAGAGGGACCACAGAGACACACACAGACACACACAGACAACACACAACGAGGAGACCCACACAGAGACACACCACACACACAGAGACACAGAGAACAAAACACAAGAGAGACAACGAGACACACAACACACACACGACACAACACACAGACACACACAACAGACACACACACACACACACAGACACACACACAGACACACACACACACAGAGACACACACACACACAGAGACACACACACACACACAGAGACACACACACACACACACACAGACACACACACACACACACACACAAGAGACACACACAGAACACACACUACACAGAGCACCACACACACACAGAGACACACACACACACACACAGAGAGCACACACACACACACACACACACACACACACACACGACACACACAGAGACACACACACACACACAGAGACACACACACACACACAGAGACACACACAGAGAAACACCACACAUCACAGAGACACACACACACCACCGAGAGCACACACACCACACAGAGAGACACACACAACACACACAGACACACACACACAACACAGACACACACACAGAGACACACACACACAUAGACACACACACACACACACACACACACAGAGAGACACACACACACACACAGAGACACACACACACACACACUCCGGUCCUAUCAACACAAGUCCCAUAACAUUAGUGCUGAGAGCAGAAUGGCUUGGUACUGUAGGAAAAUAAUGGUUUAGUUUGUCCGUUAGUCAUGACCUUUAACCUCUACAAUUAUGUUUAGUUUGUCUGUUAGUCAUGACCUUUAACCUCUACAAUUAUGGUUUAGUUUGUCCGUUAGUCAUGACCUUUAACCUCCUCUACAAUUAUGGUUUAGUUUGUCUGUUAGUCAUGACCUUUUAACCUCUACAAUUAUGGUUUAGUUUGUCUGUUAGUCAUGACCUUUUAACCUCUACAUGUCACUGUUCCAGACCUUUUAUUAACAACAGGGUCAUAUUUAAAUGGUCCACUCUAUCUAGCUAAGUGUUUUAACUGUUUUUAAUGAAUCCUCUUUUGUUAUUCCCUGUUUCUCUGUUCUUCCAGAUCUACCAUUACGUGACUGGUCACUACGCAGCCUAUCACCAGAUGCCCAUGGCCUGAAACCAUGGUUACCAAUUCAAAGUGACCAAUCCGAAACCUCACCAAAAUCAGCCUAUCACUGUGCAGAUUGCUUACAGGUUCCUCAAAGACAUCUGCUACUGUACUUGUCAGGAAUGUGUUCAUUUGAGAAGAUGACCCAGAUCAAGUGAAGGAAAGAGACUGCCAUUUUACAGUACACAGGACAUACAGUACUUCUGGAAUAUCUUACUCUUUGUGCCUUGAGACCGUUAACCAGUAUUGUUUCGUCCAAACAAUGUGACAUUAUUAUCCUGUAAUAAUUGAGUGAGUGUUGAUGAGUCAGUCUUAAUGAAAACAGAAAACUGUCAUGAAAUUAGAAAGAGUUUUAACUUGUAGUUAUGAGAAUACUAUAUUAUACACAAUAUAAAGCGCUCAAUUCAGUUUUCCGUCUCAUCCAAUUACUGUCCUUGCUGUAAAGAGAGAAUGAAACCCAUUAUAAACACGGAUGUUUGGACAUCUUGUUGAAGAUGUUGAGGCAUGAUUAAAGACCAUAUACACCAUCAAACA